Messenger RNA from Poecilia latipinna (sailfin molly), 2846 nucleotides. RefSeq names its product BICD family like cargo adaptor 1 (gene bicdl1). Bases 1 to 1104 code for a protein of 367 amino acids. The transcript has 7 exons. The record is from RefSeq and is a predicted model, not a curated record. Gene Ontology annotation, biological process: Golgi to secretory granule transport; vesicle transport along microtubule. Lineage: Eukaryota; Metazoa; Chordata; Actinopteri; Cyprinodontiformes; Poeciliidae.
AUGCUGUCGGAGAGGAAGAUGGAGCUGGAGCGCCGGGUGACCGCCAUGAUCGAGGAGAACGAGCUGCUGCAGAACACCGUGGACGACCUGCGGGAGCGGACGCUGGUGCUUGAGAAGCAGUGCCACGAGAAGGACCUUCAGUUGCGACAAAGCCAGCUGGAGCUUCAGGAGGUCCAGGUGUCCCACAGACAACUGACGGCUAAGUUGGCCGAGCUAACUGAGGAGCACAGUCUUCAAACUCUCAGCCCCCACCCGUCCAACCUGCUGUGUGAGAUAGAGCAGAGCAUGGAGCAGGAGGAGCAGGAGCAGGAGAGGGAACAGCUGCGUCUACAACUCUGGGAGGCCUAUUGCGAAGUCCGCUCACUCUGUUCCCAUCUCCGGGGAAACGAUGUCACAGACUCGGCACUCUCCACCGACUCCUCCAUGGAUGAGUCCUCGGAGACGUCCUCGGUCAAGGAUGUGCCUACAGGGAGCCUUCACACCAGCCUAUUAGAGCUACGGAGGUUAACACAGAAUCUGCUGGAUGGGAAUGAGUCUACGGGUUCACGGCGCAGUGAUGAGGAGGCACUAGAGGAGCAGGUGAGGAAGAUGGGAGAAGAACUGCAGGAGGUCAGAGAGCUUUAUGAAUCGGAGCAGCACAAAACACGCGGCAAUGAAGAGGAGCUGCUACAGAUGCACAAUCAGAUGGCGCUGCUCUCCAUUGAGAUCUGCUCUCUGAGGGAAGAGAACGAGCGAAUGAGGGCGAUGGCGGACGUCCGAGAACCCAGUGAGCAGCUCCAGAGCGCCAUAAGAGACCGAGACGACGCCAUCGCCAAGAAGAAAGCUGUGGAAAUGGAGCUGGCUAAAUGUAAAAUAGACAUCAUGUCUCUGAACAGCCAGCUUCUGGACGCCAUCCAGCAGAAACUCAACCUGUCACAGCAGCUGGAGGCUUGGCAGGACGACAUGCACAGAGUGAUUGACCAGCAGCUGAUGGACAAGCACCAGGACGAGUGGCGCUCGGUCCACGCCGCGCUGUCCGGAUCGUCGAGGAGUCAGUCCCCGAGGCGAGCUCGCCGCGUCUCUGAGCGGGACAAGAGACUUUUCUCUUUUUUCAAAAAGAACUGAGCCCUGUUGGAACUGGCCCUUAAAGCACAGCAGAGACACGCAGAGACAGACGCAGGUGAGGGAGAGUAUGGGUAAACAGCUCAGCCAAAGACAGGCGGUGGUAGACAGGCGCUGAUGUUGGGGGGGAGGUUCAGAUCAUUUUGCACUUUAUCUGUCCCAUUGCUCUGCUCCUUACUGAAAGGAAAUGAAUGAAGGUAAAAAAAAAAUAAAAUAAAAAUCAACACUUCCCCAGAGGCUUUGGCUCAGCAAUCCACCCUAAAGAGCGCUUUGCUUUCUGGUCUUACAGAACAGGACAGGGUCACAAAGUUUACCUCCACAGAGGAAGGUUUCCUUGUAGUGCCUACAAAACCCACUGCCAACUCUGUAGAGGUGGAAAACAAUGUUGAAGCGUUUCAGCAUGUACAGUAUGCAUCUCAGUUAUCAGGCCGAGGAGUCUGGGGAAAGGCAGAAGUUUGAAGUAUUAAGGUAGAGCUCAGAGUGUAAAGAGAAGUUCUGGCAGUGACAGAGUAAACACAACGAUGGGGAGUCUCUCAGGUUUAUUCAUGUGUCAGGGGAAAAAAAAACGGACGUGAACGUGGCGUGUUCAACACAACUGGAAAAGGUCAAUUCUCAAAUGAAAGAAUAUAAAUGGAGGGGAUGACUAACGGGCACUGUGAUGGACUGGUGACCACUGGAGAUAGGCACCAGCACUCCUCCUGACCCCACUGGGGACAAGAGUGUAUGAUAAUGGAUGGGUGGACAGACUUAUGGGCAUUUUAAAAAUGCAGUUCUAAAAAUGUAAAAAAAAAAAAAAAUGAAAAAAAUUAAAGAAACCUCUGACCACCUUAGCUAUUGUAGCUAGUUGCUUUGUUUGCAGUAGAUCUCAGACUGAGUUUCUAAGUGCAACAACUUUUUAUUUAUUCAUUUUUUUUGAACAAACAGCCAGCCUGAUAAAAACCAGCCCCUUCUCCUACGUUAUUUGCUAAGUACAGAAGGUCUGUUGAGAAACGCUUCCUGGACUGUGUUGAGGUUUUAUAUUUUGCAAUUAUUGGUUUACAAUUGGUUUUUACAAUUAUUGUUUAAUUUCUAAGGUUGCACUCUUGCGUCAGAUAAUCUAAAUCAAUGUUGGGGAAUAAUUAAAACUUAAGAUUUACAACAUCUUGAUUAGCGUUCAUAGCCGGGGCUGAACCCAGAUGUUACACCAAGAACUGUAGCUAAAAUUCUAGCAUUUCCGUGGUGGACAUACAGCGUAGUAGUAAUAACAUAUUCACAAAAUGUAAACAAUAUGUUGUGGCAAGACGUCUGUCAGUCAUUAUGAACCAUGUGAGACAUGACGUGAACAAGGUUGUGAGAAGUUAGCCCUUUGGAGAGACUGGAUUUCCUCCUGACUGUUUGGCGCCAGUUUUGUUGAAAAUUUCACAAAUUGUAAUACAUUACUUUUAAUUUGUGUUUUAACAAUUUUAUUGUAAACACCAGGGAGUACUUAGCCACACUAGUCCAUCUAAACCAGUCAACAGCCCAAAGGGAACGUGAAGCCAGCCAGCCAGCCUCCUGGUGAAAUUCUCCGGCCUGUUAUAAUUUCUUUGGGAACAUAAAUAAUUUGUUUUAUUUUAAUUUCUUAGUUCUUUUGUAUUUAAAAAAACAUUCUAAUGAAUUUCCGUCCUUUGUUUAAGAAUUUAUCAACAUGGCGUUGAAAUAUUCAGCUUAAAUAGGAUAGGAUUGGGUUGAAGCAACAGAAGGAAAACUAAAUUAAAAAAAGAACU